AUGGAUGAGCAAGUUAUUUUUACAACAAAUACCUCAGGAACAAUAGCUUCUGUACACUCAUUUGAACAGAUAAAUUUGAGGCAAUGCUCCACUCAAUCAAGAAAUAGCUGUGUUCAAGUAGGAAAUAAAUACCUUUUUAUUGCUCAAGCACAAAAAGCAUUAAUCAAUGUCUACAAUCUGUCAGGUUCUUUCAAAAGAGAAUCUGUUGAACAGCGCUUACCAUUACCUGAAAUCCUAAAAUGUCUGGAAGUAGUUGAAAAUGAUGGUGUGCAGUAUGAUAGAAUUCAAGGUGUCAAUCAUAAUUUACCAGACUUCAAUCUUCCGUACCUUUUACUUGGCUCCACCGAAUCGGGUAAAUUGUACAUAUGGGAGUUAAAUUCAGGGAUUUUAUUGAACGUGAAGCCUAUGGCUCAUUACCAAAGUAUCACCAAGAUUAAGUCCAUUUUAAACGGCAAGUAUAUUAUUACUUCUGGUAACGAUUCGAGAGUUAUUAUAUGGCAAACUGUUGACUUGGUAUCAGCGUCCAAUGAUGAUCCUAAGCCUUUAUGUAUCCUUCACGAUCAUACUCUACCCGUGACAGAUUUCCAAGUUUCUUCUAGUCAAGGAAAAUUUUUAUCAUGUACUGAUACGAAACUCUUCACAGUAUCUCAAGAUGCUACCAUUAGAUGCUAUGAUUUGAGUUUAAUAGGCAGCAAAAAGAAGCAGAAGGCAAACGAAAAUGACGUUAGUAUUGGUAAGACCCCAGUAUUGCUUGCGACAUUUACAACUCCUUAUUCUAUCAAAUCCAUUGUACUGGAUCCUGCUGACAGAGCAUGCUAUAUUGGUACUGCGGAAGGUUGUUUUUCAUUGAAUUUAUUUUAUAAACUAAAGGGUAAUGCUAUCGUUAAUCUGCUACAGUCCGCCGGAGUAAACACAGUUCAAAAAGGUAGGGUUUUUUCCCUAGUGCAACGUAACUCACUAACUGGCGGCGAAAAUGAAGAUUUGGAUGCACUAUAUGCAAUGGGCCAACUUGUCUGUGAGAAUGUCCUAAAUUCAAAUGUGUCAUGCCUAGAAAUAUCAAUGGAUGGUACAUUAUUAUUGAUCGGUGAUACGGAGGGGAAAGUUUCUAUUGCGGAAAUUUACUCAAAACAAAUCAUUAGAACUAUCCAAACUUUAACUACAUCACAGGAUUCAGUUGGAGAAGUGACCAAUCUCUUAACCAACCCUUACAGACUCGAACGUGGAAAUUUACUUUUUGAAGGAGAAUCCAAAGGCAAACAACCUAGUAAUAAUAAUGGUCACAAUUUUAUGAAGAUACCAAACUUACAAAGAGUUAUCUUUGAUGGUAAAAACAAAGGCCAUUUACACGAUAUUUGGUAUCAGAUAGGAGAACCAGAAGCAGAGACAGAUCCUAACCUCGCAUUACCACUUAACGACUUUAAUGCCUAUUUGGAGCAGGUCAAAACGCAAGAAUCGAUAUUUUCACAUAUCGGUAAGGUGUCAAGCAAUGUAAAAGUGAUUGACAAUAAAAUCGACGCCACUUCAUCUUUAGACAGCAAUGCCGCUAAAGAUGAGGAAAUUACAGAACUUAAGACCAACAUAGAAGCAUUAACUCAUGCCUACAAGGAGUUACGUGACAUGCACGAAAAGCUGUACGAGGAACACCAACAGAUGCUUGACAAGCAAUAA
This is a messenger RNA of Saccharomyces cerevisiae S288C, 1668 nucleotides long. RefSeq names its product chromatin-binding/pre-rRNA-processing protein IPI3 (gene IPI3). Lineage: Eukaryota; Fungi; Ascomycota; Saccharomycetes; Saccharomycetales; Saccharomycetaceae. The transcript has a single exon. Gene Ontology annotation, cellular component: nucleus. The coding region runs from base 1 to 1668 and encodes 555 amino acids. The record is from RefSeq and is marked reviewed.